UCGCGCUCCCGAAGGCCUGGAUGGUGGGAGGCUGAUGUUGCUCGGGUGAGCAGAGGAUAGAUAGGCUGAGCCGCUGCCCUGAGCUUGGAGUUGCCCCCUCUCACCGCCUUUGGCUUACACUCUACCCCGCCAGUGCAGAUCUGCGACCUCUCGGACCCAAUGUACGUCGAGCCCUGCCCACGAGCAGCUGUGGGCGCCCCUCCCUUCUCGCUUCUCGGCUGCCUAGGCUCUCUAUGUGUGUAACCUUCCCGGGCCGCCGCAGAACUCAGGCCCCCAGGACACGAGCGGAAUCACCGAGGUUAAUUGCAGAAGCCAGGUUGGAAACUUCAAGUCAAGAUCUUCCCUCUCUUCCAUGCCCUUGGUGCCAAUGGCAUCCUCAUUGAAUAUGAAGACAUGUUUCCCUAUGAGGGCCCUCUACAGCUUCUGAGAGCCAGGCACGCCUACAGCCCCUCUGAGAUCAAGGAAAUUCUUCAUCUGGCCAAGCUACAUGAGUUAGAGGUUAUUCCCCUGGUGCAAACAUUUGGACACAUGGAAUUUGUUCUGAAGCAUGAGCAGUUUUCCCACCUCCGGGAAGUAGAGCUGUUUCCAAAUGCCUUGAACCCCCACAAGGAAGAAUCCCUGGCAUUAGUGGGUACAAUGAUCAAUCAAGUAAUGGAGCUUCACAGAGGCAUUCGAUGGUUUCACAUAGGAUGUGAUGAGUUAUAUUUCCUUGGUGAAGGGGAGAUGUCUAAACAGUGGCUGCAACAGGAACAAAACAGUAUGGUAAAACUGUGUCUGACCCAGAUGAAAGCAGUUGCCAGCCAUGUGCUCAUCCACCACCCCAAUGUGAAGCCCAUUGUAUGGGAUGACAUGCUCAGGGGUAUUAGUGAAGAAUGUCUUACAGGUAUUACACAACUUCAAAGUACAGACAUUCAUUUUCACUCUUAUGGGCAUAACAUUUUAUUAAUUUCUCAUAACAAUCAAAGUGUACAAAGUAGCAUAGUAGAUUGAGGUCUGACUUUGGAGCCAGGAAGACCUGGGUUCACGUCUAGCCUUUGACACAUACUAGUUAAUACCUAUGUGAUCAUGGGAAAAUAUUAACUUCUUCAUGCACGCAGGCAAUUAGCUAAGACUAUAAGCUACAAAUAGGUUAUCAAUCCACACCACAUAAUGAAAUUAGAUUUGAACAACAAAAUCAAAAAGAAGUUAAGGCAGGUUUUUUUACACAUAUAUCACAAGUGUAAUUGGUGAAUAAUAAAGCCUCUUGGUUAUUUAUUUGCACCAAUGUAUCUUAUCUAGGGAAAUGUUUUUCUAUGCAUAUAAAACAAAAUUUGAGAUUAUCCACUAAAAGGCAUUGUUUUUUAAAAUGCUUUUGCAAAAUAGAUGAAUGAAUGAAU
Messenger RNA from Dromiciops gliroides (monito del monte), 1376 nucleotides. RefSeq names its product hexosaminidase D-like. Bases 394 to 990 code for a protein of 198 amino acids. Gene Ontology annotation, biological process: carbohydrate metabolic process. Gene Ontology annotation, molecular function: hexosaminidase activity. The transcript has a single exon. The record is from RefSeq and is a predicted model, not a curated record. NCBI's taxonomy places the organism in Eukaryota, Metazoa, Chordata, Mammalia, Microbiotheria, Microbiotheriidae.